AGGCUUGUAUUGGUGGUUAACAGAUGACCGUUGUAAACAAGCUCCGGUGAAGCUCAGGCACUUUGAGGAACACUAAACCGUGAAAGCCAGGUGAAGAAUAAAAAAAGAGGAGAGCAAAAUAAGCUCCACGUUACAAAUGGUGAGGAGUAAAGCCUUGGCCCGCUGUGGCCUUGUUCUGCUCAGUUUGUGGCUGUGUAUCCAGUCAGUGCCUAUCAGUGUGGACAAGACCAAAGAAAAGGCUAAAGAGGAGGAACUGGGUCCACCCGAGAGUGCUGACACUGGGUUGCACUACGACCGCUACCUCAGGGAGGUCAUUGAGUAUCUUGAGAAGGACCCCCACUUUAGAGAAAAGCUCAAAAAUGCCAAUAUGGAUGACAUCAAGCAAGGCAAACUUUCCAAAGAGCUGAACUUUGUUCAGCACAAUUUUCGGACCAAGCUGGAUGAGCUAAAGAGGGAGGAGAUGAACAGGCUGCGAAUGCUCAUAAAAGCUAAACACGACAUCAAGGAAGGAAAUGGCCAAACAGUGGACCACCAGGCCCUGCUGAAACAGUUUGAGCACCUGAACCACAAGAAUCCACACACUUUCGAGGUGGAUGACCUGGACCGUCUCAUCAAAUCGGCGACUAAUGACCUGGAGAACUUUGACAAGGACCGCCAUGAUGAGUUCAAGCAAUACGAGAUGAUGAAAGAGCAUGAGCGACGGCAACGCCUGAAGAACUUGAAUGAGGAGGAUCGCAAGAAGGAAGAGGAACACUACGAGGAAAUGAAGAAGAAACACGCCAGCCACCCUAAAGUCAACCACCCUGGCAGUGAGGACCAGCUAAAAGAGGUGUGGCAGGAGGCAGAUGGUUUAGAUCCAGAAGAUUUUGAUCCAAAAACUUUCUUCAAAAUGCACGACAGCAACGGAGACGGCUUCUUUGAUGAGAGUGAGCUUGAAGCUCUCUUUACUAAAGAGCUGGAGAAGGUUUACAACCCAGAAAAUGAAGAGGAUGACAUGGUUGAGAUGGAGGAAGAGAGACUGCGAAUGAGAGAGCAUGUUAUGAACGAGGUGGACACCAAUAAAGACAGGCUUGUAUCACUGAGCGAAUUCAUGGCAGCCACAAAGAAGGAAGAGUUCUAUGAAAAAGACGAAUGGGAGACUUUAGAUCAGAACCCAUUGUACACCGAAGAGGAGCUGAGAGAGUUUGAACAACAACUGGCCAAUGAGGAGAAUGACAUCAACAAGAAGUCGGCUGAGCUGCAGAAAGAGAGAGAGGAACUUGAAAGAAAACAGGAAGAACUUGAUGCUCAGAAGCUGGGGCUGAAACAGGCAAUGGAAGAAAUGGAAAGGGUUAAAUCCCAAAGCUUAAAUGCUGAUGUAAAACAGCCUGCAGCUCCUCUAACUGCAGGUGAACAUGCACCAGUUGUACCAGGAAACAGUCAGCCACCUCCGCCUGGUCACCAGCAGCAAGAUGUACCCGUGCCUGGACAUUCUUAGCAGGCCUCACCACCCUGUGUGCGAUGUGAGUGAGCAUGCAAGUGUGCUUGUGUUUUCAUGAUUUCAAUUUUGGGUUAUUGUUUAGAAUUUUCAAAACACACAGCAACACAUAGGGGGGUGGAAAAGAUCUCUUAGUGCCAAUGAUGCCCUUCCUUCUGCUGGUUAAAUCAACUGAAUGAGCCAGCCUGGAAAUGUGGAGCUGCUCCAGUUUUCUAUGUGGACAAUCAACCCUUUUGUUUUUGUUUUUUUAAUCUUGUAUCACAAAAGGACUCUGUUCUCUAUUGGAAGUUCUUUGGGGUGAAAUGGGGAGGGCAGCUGGCCUGAUAACUGAAUGUUUAGUUUUGUUCACACUGUAGUUUCACUGCCACUUUUUCCUUAAGGAAAUCCUUUCAGAAUAUUAUUUAUUUUUAUGGUAAAUUGUGAAUUAUUUUGGAAAAAAUAAAUGCCAGAAAAGUAAGAUUAGAGCCGAAAUGAAGUUUUAUAGAAAAAGUGUUUCCUUCAAUGUCUUUUCAAGCUGUUGUGACCUCUGGAUCAGAUUAGUGCAGAAUAAGAGAUGAAGUUAAAUAUAUACAAUAUGUAUUUAAAUGUUAUAAUUUUUAAUAAUUGUGUUUGUGAUUGUGACAAUUGUAUGGAUUAUGAAGUGGUUGCCUGGAUGUCAGUGCUUAGGAGUGUCUGUGAAUUUGUGUUUAUUUAUUCUCGAACCACUGUAAAUGAAAUGAAUGCAGUAGGUUGAAAUUUGCCUUGUAAAAAUCUGAAUUAAACUCCAGAAGGAAGCACAAGGUAAAAAACAACAACUAAUUUUUUUUUCACUACAGACUAAUAGCAAAGAAAAGAUGGACACAAAAUACUUUGAAGAGUUGAAGUAAAAUACACUGGUUACUUUAUUUUCAAACAACAACCUCUCUCCAACCUGGUAUAUGUGCUGAACAGUUUAUGUUUAUGUGACUUGUUAAAAAAGUACUUAAAUGUCCAACUAAUGUCCUGUGAAAAAAAAUCAUGAAAAUGAUGUACAAGGUUUGAAUGUCUAAAAUUAAGGUGAAUGAGCUUGCA
Messenger RNA from Maylandia zebra (zebra mbuna), 2527 nucleotides. It is a transcript of the gene nucb2b, whose product is annotated as nucleobindin 2b. Gene Ontology annotation, cellular component: extracellular exosome; endoplasmic reticulum-Golgi intermediate compartment. The record is from RefSeq and is a predicted model, not a curated record. Gene Ontology annotation, molecular function: calcium ion binding. NCBI's taxonomy places the organism in Eukaryota, Metazoa, Chordata, Actinopteri, Cichliformes, Cichlidae.